Messenger RNA from Nerophis lumbriciformis (worm pipefish), 1593 nucleotides. Lineage: Eukaryota; Metazoa; Chordata; Actinopteri; Syngnathiformes; Syngnathidae. The record is from RefSeq and is a predicted model, not a curated record.
AUGACUGGACUGAUGAAGAUGGAGUUAUCAUCUUAUGCUGUGGAUAAGAGACCAAUCAGUUGCAAGUUUGUGGAACUCCAUGUUCUCUAUGUGCCGGACGACCAGUGGAAUGUGAAGCUGAACAAAGUUCCUGCGGAAGCUACGGAGAGCUUUGUAUCUGCGGGCUUCAUCAGGGUUUACCCUGAAGUCACCUUGAAAGCUAUGAGGAGUGACCUGAGGGAGCUUCUGGGCACAGAGAGGAGCAUGGACAAAUUUUCAUUUUUGAAGUGUGUGGGCCGCAGCUUGGCUCUGGUCAAAAGCAAGCAGGAGAAGGAUGUGAAAGCAAAAACAUUUGCUCCACCAUAUGCUGCCCAGCCAGAGCUUUACCUGCUGCUCACAGUGGAGAAUGAGAGCAGCCUUUCCUCCCAUUCUCUCAGCCCAGACACCGAUAGCAGCUCCCCGGACCCCUCGUCCUACUACCCCCACAAGACAUUGGGCUCACCAGCUGAAACUAAAGAGCUUGUGAAGUUCCCCCACAUCCCACAGUCUUCCCACCAGCUCUUUCCCACCUCUAGCUUGGAGGAGGAGGACGAAGAUGAUGAUGAAGAGCAGGGAUACCGCUCUUCCGAGGGAGGGCACGGGGAGGUGGAAGGUCUCUCUGUGAGUAAGAGCGAUUGGCAUGAGAGGAGUGACCGUGGCCAGAGAAAGUCCAACAGUCAAGCACAGAAUAAAGGCUGCUUAGUUCAGGUGAAGGAACAUCACAAAGAGGAAGAAGCGACAUACAGAAAGAAGAAAAAUUACCACCAAGGAAGCAGAGUUGCCAAAGAUCCAGGAGCUGUUGGUUUGGUGGAUGAUCCAGAUUUGGACAGGCAUCUCGGAAAAUUAAGAGAUGUGCAUACGUUUCAGUCUAUCGGGAAUAAAACAACAAGUGGGGUGAUAGAAAGCCCAGUUGUGUUAUCUCGACCCAUCCGCUGCACUUCUCCCCCUCCCGGUCUAGACCUGACCAUGACGACCCACAAACCCGUUGUUUCCACUGUCGUUCCAACUAAUAGAGAAGAACUAAUCGAGGAAAUCAAGCUGGUAAAGGAAGAAAGGAAACAAUUAGAGUGGAAGAGACAAGAGUUGCUCAGGAAAGGGAAAGAUUUGUUGGCCCAGAACAGGCACCGCAGGAACCAAGCCCGUGACAGCUGGAAAAAAAAGUAUUUUGAUACCAAGAAGGCCACCGCACCUUUGGAAGAUGCACUGAGAAAUGUGCGUCAAGAACUGGAAACAUUUUACAACAAACUUCUGCUACAGCUUCACGCCCGAGACUGCAGAGGCAACCAGCAAAAGCAAGGAACGACCUCUGAAAAGAAUGCGCUGAUCAUUCAGAUCUUAACAGAGAGUCACGAUAUUGACAACCUGAAGAGGAAGGUCGAGGACGCCAAGAUGAAGCUGGUGACAGAGAUAAAGCUAAGGAAACAGGCAGCCACUGAACUGAGGGCACUGAAGGCCGAGUUGGCACAGAAGAAGAGUCAGUCGUGCCACCACGGGCCUGUGGCAUCUCUGAGCUUUGUCAGCAGACACGAAACGAAGCAUAAGUCCAAAACAUCUUCAAAUGAGUCACAAGAAUGA